GCUUAGUUUCAGAGAUGACGUCUGCAGCCCGGUGCACCGGCAGAGCCGAGCUGAAUUUCCUGCGCUCUCCCGGUGCGUGUCCUCGUCCUUUGCUGCCCGGCUCCACGCCGAAGGGAGAGGGCGUGUUCCAUGGCGACCAAGAGCGCUCGGGAGCGGGCUCCUCACGCGGAUGCCGGGUCCCGCUGCCCUGCCGCCGCCGGCGUCCCAGCCCCGCCGCGGUGUGAGCUCGAGAGGAUGGCUCCCCCUGCUUCCCGAGCCGCGCGGAGAGAUUCGGAGCCUAAGUAAUUGGCUACCUGCGACACCCAUGUGUCACUGACCAGGAGGCAUUUCCUGUGGGAGCACUUCAUGACCCUGCGACGUCCAGCCUAGUGAAGCCACUGUAGUGUCCAGCAUGGCCACGCUGCUCCUGGGCGCAGUGCUGCUGGUGGCACAGCUCCAGCUAGCGCCUUCGCGCCCCGGGGCCGAGCCAGGCCAGCAGGAGCUGGUGCGGAAAGCGGCCGCCCUCCAGGACGAGGCCCUGGAUGGCGUGGCCCCCAACGGCUCAGCCCAGCAGCUGCCGCAGACGAUCAUCAUCGGCGUGCGCAAGGGAGGCACCCGCGCGCUGCUGGAGAUGCUCAGCCUGCACCCCGACGUGGCGGCCGCGGAGAACGAGGUGCACUUCUUCGACUGGGAGGAACACUACAGCCAAGGCCUGGGCUGGUACCUCAGCCAGAUGCCCCUCUCCGCCCCGCACCAGCUCACGGUGGAAAAGACCCCCGCAUACUUCACAUCGCCCAAAGUGCCUGAGCGGGUCCACAGCAUGAACCCGGCCAUCCGGCUGCUGCUCAUCCUGAGGGACCCGUCGGAGCGCGUGCUGUCGGACUACACGCAAGUGCUGUACAACCACGUGCAGAAGCGCAAGCCCUACCCGUCCAUCGAGGAGUUCCUGGUGCGGGACGGCCGGCUCAACGUGGACUACAAGGCGCUCAACCGCAGCCUCUACCACGUGCACAUGCGCAGCUGGCUGCGCUUCUUCCCGCUGCGCCACGUCCACAUCGUGGACGGCGACCGCCUCAUCAGGGACCCUUUCCCCGAGAUCCAGCAGGUCGAGAGGUUUCUGAAGCUGUCGCCGCAGAUCAACGCCUCGAACUUCUACUUCAACAAAACCAAGGGCUUUUACUGCCUGCGGGACAGCGGCCGGGACCGCUGCUUACACGAGUCCAAAGGCCGGGCGCACCCUCAAGUGGACCCCAAACUCCUCAAUAAAUUGCACGAAUAUUUUCACGAGCCAAAUAAGAAGUUCUUUGAGCUUGUGGGCAGAACAUUUGACUGGCACUGACUUGUCGUAAGCUAGGCUCAGAGCCUUUCCUACUGUAAGUUCCGGGGUACAUCUAGGGGGGGAAAUAAUUUUAAAAGGGCAUUUAAGCUAUAAUUUAUUUGUAAAAUCCAUAAAUUACUUCUGUACAGUAUUAGAUUCACAAUUGCCAUAUAUACUAGUUAUAUUUUUCUACUUGUUAAAUUGAGGGCAUUUUGUAUUGUUUUUCAUGGUUGUUAACAUUGUGUAAUAUGUCUCUAUAUGAAGGAACUAAAAGAUUUCACUGCAAAAAAAAAAAGAAAAGAAAAAAAAAAGAAACAAAUUCUGGAGACACUGUCUUUUUUUGAAUAUAAAUACUUUGCCCCGACUCAAAUUAGCUGUCUAUGUUGAACUCAUUGGAGAAUCCAUUUUCCUUUGUUACUAAAAAAAAAAAAAAAAAAA
Phyllostomus discolor (pale spear-nosed bat) is the source of this 1735-nucleotide messenger RNA. RefSeq names its product heparan sulfate-glucosamine 3-sulfotransferase 1 (gene HS3ST1). Gene Ontology annotation, molecular function: [heparan sulfate]-glucosamine 3-sulfotransferase activity. The transcript is spliced from 2 exons. NCBI's taxonomy places the organism in Eukaryota, Metazoa, Chordata, Mammalia, Chiroptera, Phyllostomidae. Bases 392 to 1318 code for a protein of 308 amino acids. The record is from RefSeq and is a predicted model, not a curated record.